GGGCCGCGGGCCGGGCCCCCGGCAUGGGGCGCUGCUGGGGCCGCCGCGCUCGCCCCGCGGAGCCGGCCGGGGGCAGCGGCGGGGCGCGGCGCCGCGGCGGGCGGCGAUACUGACCGGGCGGGGCGGGAGGAGCCGCGGCCGCGAUGGCUCAGGAGAAAAUGGAGCUGGACCUGGAGCUGCCGGCGGCGAGCGCGACGGCCCCGGGUGACGGCGGCGGCCUGAGGCGCUCCAACAGCGCCCCGCUCAUCCACGGGCUCAGCGAUAAUUCACAGGUGUUCCAGGCUAACGUUUUGCGAACCCGCAGGAACAGUACCACAGUUAUGAAUCGUCAUAGUCUGUUUGUGCCAUCCUCUCCUAUCCGUAUUCCCAGCAGCCGUCUUCAUCAAAUCAAACAGGAAGAAGGAAUGAAUUUGAUGAACAGAGAAACAGUACGUGAAAGAGAAGUGCAAGUAGCAAUGCAGAUGAGCCACUCAUGGGAGGAGAGCUUGAGCCUGAGCGAUAACGAUUUUGAAAAAUCAUCAUCACCAAAGCAAGUAGACUUUGUCCCAGUUUCUCCAGCUCCUUCACCUACCAGAGGAAUAGGGAAGCAAUGUUUCUCACCAUCUUUGCAAAGUCUGGUGAGCAGCAGCGGGUUACCUCCCAGUCCCAGCCCAAGUCCGACGAGACGGUUUUCAAGCAGGAGAAGCCAGAGUCCAAUUAACUGCAUUCGACCAAGUGUCCUUGGGUCAAUAAAAAGAAAAGGUGUAACAGAGAUAGAAGAUCAUCCGAAAAGAUUAUUCCAAGGAUCUACCAACAUGCUUACCCUUGAGCUUUCACAUCAGGCAGACCUUGGGGGAUGUUUGUCGUCACAUGCUCUUGAUGACAACAGAAGCAGCGCAGGCUCUUCCUGUGACUCACCAGCUGAAGUCGGCACCAACACAGACUCUCCAGUCACACUUUCUGACUCCAGAUCCUCGUUUUUACCAGUAGAUCUUACGGCUAAGUUACCUAUUAAUUGAGAAGCAGAAGUCUGCUAAUGAACACCAAGAAAUAUCAAUAAGACUCUGUUGUGUGUAACUGAUUCUGUUCCUCAUAGGAACUUCCAGAAAUGUCAUUAUUUCUAGAAAACUUCCAUAACAGUUCCUUGAGGAGGAAUUCACAUUUCUAGUGAUUCGUAUGGCAUUUGCUAAAAUACACUAAGUAUUUGAAUUGCAAACGUAUUUGAUGCUAACAUCAGCAAGCAAGCUGUGGAUUUGCAAUGAGUAUCGUCUCGGUGUAAGUUACAAAUACUGUGUGUGCACUCUGCUUGUGGAAGACUCGGCUUUCCAUCAGCCAGCAGGCAGCAUCCUCUCUAAUAUAUCGUGGUGCUUAUAUAGUAACAGGUAACUUUCGUAGUUGUCCUCAGUCUGAAACCAGUGAAGCAGCUUAUGGAUUUGUUUUAUUGCUGGAGCGCUAGUUAUUUAUAUAUUUUUUUGUUCUUCAUAUCAAAGGGCGACUAUUAGGGAGGGGAUUGAUUCUUGUCUUUGUUCAGAUUGGCUGUUAAAUCAAUUCUGUGUUCUAAUAGAUGUCAGAAGAAGAAGUUGGUAGAUUGUCAAAUGUAUAUGUUGGAUUUUAUUCAUAAUCAUGACUGCUGUUGUAACUGACUCCAAAUUAGGUGUGGGACAUUCUCCUGGGGUUUUGUAUGGUUUUUUUCUUCUCUGUUUAGCUGAUCUAUUAGAGUGGUAGAUGUUCUGCCAAAGGCUUUUUAAUGGGGAAAGAUAGUAAUGAUGUUUGGAACAUAACAUUAAAUCAUGAGCACUUAAGUACUGAAUAUUAGUACUUAAGGAGUGCGUUAUUAUAACAGACAGUAUUUGUCCUCAUCUAGGACUGUUGUUGGACAACUACAGUGAGGAAUCUUGAAUGCUUUUUUACAGGCUGAGGUGACCAAACGUGUUUAGUCUGUGUUUAAUCUCCUGAUGUCACUUCCUCGAACAAUAGCAUCAAGUUACUUUGCAUGCUGAUAAGCAGCCUGGAAUUUGGUGAUCUGAGCUGUUUCAGGAUUCUUAUACUGCAUUUGGAAAGUCAGUGGGUUGAGGCAUCCUGAUCUCAACUCUGAAAUUCCCCAGUCGGUGGGGAAAAUCUGCAAACCCCACCAGAGACAGCUCUUUCAGAGUUUCCAGUGGCAACCUUGUUUUGGUUGUUGACUCCUGUUACGCAGCUGAACUUCUCCAGCUGGGUCUCUGUUUGUGCACGUGUGUGCCUGUACUGUUUGCUUUCGAACCUUCUCUCCAGAGAGCUUAAUAAUGAAGCAAAAAGCUUUAUUUUUAAACACUAAAUCCUUGUGUAAUAAAGUGAGAAAAGUGGAAACUUCCUCAAAUAGGAGUAAAGCCCACUCUGAACUCCACUGUGAAACAUUCACGUGGAUGAAGCUUUGAUGGACAGCAGCUGUCAAGAUUAAAAUGGAUGACUUGGAGAGCAAAGAUCUGGUGGCCUGAGGACUGAUGACUGCCUUCUGUAUGUCCUUGCUGUAGAAAGGAAGUAGAAUGUAUUUAUUAGUUUUUCUCGGUUCAAGUAAGAUACAUCAGAGUUUACUUCUGAUUUAAUUCCUCUUAAAUUAUUCUAAUAGUCAACUUCCUGAUUGCAGCUCCUUAAACUCAGCCUGCCCUUCAUCCCCGUGGCAGAUGGACAAGCUUGUGUUUAAUGUCUGUUCGCUCUCUGUCUAACAGGUAGAGUUGUUUCGCAAUGCCAGGUAUGUGCCAAAGAGUUGCUGCACGUUCAUUCGUGUGUGGUGGAGGCAAGACUUUUUUUUAAUCUUUCUUAUUUCUUAAGAACGAACUCCUGGUGUCUCUUCCAGUCUUUUUAAAAAGAUGCAUCGAUAGAAGGGGUGGGUCAACUUGUCUCUUCUCUGUUGAAUAUUUAUGCUAUUUUUCAAAUAAGUGCCAAUAAAUGGAAAAACUAA
Cuculus canorus (common cuckoo) is the source of this 2917-nucleotide messenger RNA. RefSeq names its product P2R1A-PPP2R2A-interacting phosphatase regulator 1. Gene Ontology annotation, molecular function: protein serine/threonine phosphatase inhibitor activity. The transcript is spliced from 10 exons. The coding region runs from base 144 to 998 and encodes 284 amino acids. Gene Ontology annotation, cellular component: nucleus; cytoplasm. The record is from RefSeq and is a predicted model, not a curated record. Gene Ontology annotation, biological process: mitotic G2/M transition checkpoint. NCBI's taxonomy places the organism in Eukaryota, Metazoa, Chordata, Aves, Cuculiformes, Cuculidae.